Ziziphus jujuba (common jujube) is the source of this 935-nucleotide messenger RNA. Its product is annotated as late embryogenesis abundant protein At1g64065. The record is from RefSeq and is a predicted model, not a curated record. Lineage: Eukaryota; Viridiplantae; Streptophyta; Magnoliopsida; Rosales; Rhamnaceae. The transcript has a single exon. Bases 125 to 757 code for a protein of 210 amino acids.
CCAUAAAAAACUCUUUUACACCACCAAAACCCAUUAUUCAUUUCGCAAAAGCAAAAGAAAAAAAAAAACACUACCACAGGUUUAUCAAACUUUCCAUUCCACUUUCUCAGUCCCCAAACAAAAAAUGGCUGAAGAAAUCCAAUCUUGGCCAUUGAAUCCUUCCAGAUUAAACCACAGAAGCGACGAAGAGAAUCCCGUAUUCAACAACAUCCGAAAAGAAAGGAGCAACAAAUGUUUCGUCUAUGUUUUCACUGCUAUUGUUCUUCAAAGCAUCUUCAUACUAGUUUUUGCAUUGGUCGUGCUUCGUCCCAAAUCUCCCAGCGUCAAACUCAGGUCAGUCACUGUCAAAUCUCUAAGAUACACAACUUCUCCACUCCCUUCACUCAAUGCAACUUUGGUGGCCGAGAUUUCGAUAAAGAAUCCGAAUUUCGGAAGCUUUAAGUUCGAGAAUUCCGCCGUGAGUUUUCUAUACGAAGGUAAGCAAAUUAAUGGAAAGAAAACGGUGAAAGGGAAUGUCAGUGCUAGAGAAACGAAGAGGUUUAAUGUGAGUGUUGAAGUGAGAUCGAGCAGGUUGUCGGAGAAACAGAAUCUAGUAAAUGACUUGAAUUCUGGGAUUGUGAAACUCAGCAGCCUUGCCAGGAUUGUUGGUAAAGUUCAUUUGAUUAAGAUUUUAAAGACCAAAAAGACUAAGGAAAUGAAUUGCACCAUGUCAAUCAAUUUGAAAAACCGCACCAUAAAGGAUUUACUUUGCAACUAAUAGUUUGUUUGUUUGUUUUUUCUUUUUCUUUUUUUUUUUUUCAAAUAUAUAAAUUUCUUUCAAUUUUGAUUAUGUGCAGGAUUUAGAUUUUUGAUCAGUUUUGUAUUCUUUAAUUUGUUUUGAUCGUACAUUCUCUAUAAGAACCAUGUGAUGAUAUACGUGCUUUAAUGUCCAUCUA